Messenger RNA from Mastomys coucha (southern multimammate mouse), 8203 nucleotides. It is a transcript of the gene Ift172, whose product is annotated as intraflagellar transport 172. Lineage: Eukaryota; Metazoa; Chordata; Mammalia; Rodentia; Muridae. The transcript has 49 exons. Gene Ontology annotation, biological process: intraciliary transport. Gene Ontology annotation, molecular function: protein binding. Gene Ontology annotation, cellular component: ciliary basal body; axoneme; intraciliary transport particle B. Bases 45 to 5294 code for a protein of 1749 amino acids. The record is from RefSeq and is a predicted model, not a curated record.
CGGGAGUUGUCUCGGUCAGCGAGCAUCCGAGACUGGUGUGCGUCAUGCAGUUGAAGCACCUGAGGACCCUGCUGAGCCCUCAGGAUGGAGCUGCGAAGGUGACAUGCAUGGCCUGGUCCCAGAACAAUGCUAAAUUUGCUGUCUGCACAGUGGACCGAGUGGUACUUCUGUAUGAUGAACAUGGGGAACGGAGAGACAAGUUCUCCACCAAACCAGCUGACAUGAAGUACGGCAGGAAGAGCUACAUGGUGAAAGGCAUGGCUUUCUCUCCUGAUUCCACAAAAAUUGCCAUUGGACAGACUGACAACAUCAUCUAUGUCUACAAGAUUGGAGAAGAUUGGGGAGACAAGAAAGUCAUCUGCAACAAGUUCAUCCAGACGAGUGCUGUCACUUGUCUGCUGUGGCCUGCAGAAUACAUCAUUGUCUUUGGACUGGCUGAAGGCAAGGUUCGCUUAGCAAAUACUAAAACUAACAAGUCAUCUACUAUCUAUGGGACAGAUUCUUACGUGGUAGCACUGACAACCAACUGCUCUGGGAAAGGGAUACUCUCAGGUCACGCAGAUGGCACCAUCGUCAGAUACUUCUUUGAUGAUGAAGGCUCUGGAGAGUCACAGGGGAAGUUGGUUAACCAUCCAUGCCCACCCUAUGCCUUGGCCUGGGCCACCAACAGCAUUGUGGCUGCUGGCUGUGAUCGGAGGAUUGUGGCCUAUGGAAAGGAAGGCCAUGUGCUACAGACUUUCGACUAUAGCCGUGACCCUCAGGAGCGGGAGUUCACCACAGCUGCUGCAAGCCCUGGAGGCCAGUCUGUCGUGCUGGGAAGUUAUGACAGACUUCGGGUGUUCAACUGGAGUCCUCGAAGAAGCAUCUGGGAAGAGGCGAAACCCAAGGAGAUUGCAAACUUAUACACUGUCACUGCCUUGGCCUGGAAGCGGGAUGGCUCACGACUCUGUGCGGGAACACUCUGUGGUGGGGUGGAACAGUUUGACUGCUGCCUCCGAAGGAGCAUUUACAAGAACAAGUUCGAGCUGACGUAUGUGGGCCCUAGCCAGGUGAUUGUGAAGAACCUGUCUUCAGGGACCAGGGUUGUGCUCAAGUCACACUAUGGCUAUGAAGUAGAAGAGGUGAAAAUCCUGGGAAAGGAACGUUACUUAGUGGCUCACACAUCAGACACGCUGCUGCUGGGAGACCUGAACACCAACCGCCUCAGUGAGAUAGCCUGGCAGGGAUCUGGUGGCAAUGAGAAAUAUUUCUUCGAAAAUGAGAAUGUAUGCAUGAUCUUCAAUGCUGGAGAGCUGACCCUGGUAGAAUAUGGGAGUAACGACUCCCUGGGUUCUGUGCGCACUGAAUUCAUGAACCCUCACCUCAUCAGCGUCCGUAUCAAUGAGCGCUGCCAGCGAGGAAUGGAAGAUAAUAAGAAAUUGGCUUAUCUUGUUGACAUUAAGACGAUCGCUAUAGUGGAUCUGAUUGGUGGCUACAACAUUGGUACUAUCAGUCAUGAAAGCCGUGUGGAUUGGCUGGAACUUAAUGAGACUGGACACAAGCUUCUCUUCAGAGACCGGAAACUUCGUCUGCAUCUAUACGACAUUGAAAGCUGCUCUAAGACAAUGAUCCUCAACUUCUGCUCCUACGUGCAGUGGGUUCCGGGGAGUGAUGUGCUGGUAGCUCAGAACCGAAACAGCUUAUGUGUAUGGUACAAUAUUGAGGCCCCUGAGAGAGUCACCAUGUCCUCUAUCAGGGGUGAUGUUGUCGGUCUGGAACGAGGUGGUGGGAAGACAGAGGUCAUGGUGACGGAAGGCGUGACUACUGUGGCCUACACCCUGGACGAGGGCCUGAUUGAGUUUGGAACAGCCAUCGAUGAUGGCAACUAUACCCGGGCUACAGCCUUCUUGGAGACCCUGGAGAUGACCCCGGAAACAGAGGCAAUGUGGAAAACCUUGAGCAAACUGGCCCUGGAGGCAAGGCAGCUUCACACUGCUGAGAGGUGCUUCUCUGCUUUGGGUCACGUGGCCAAAGCUCGGUUCCUGCAUGAGACCAAUGAGAUUGCAGAUCAGGUGUCCAGGGAAUAUGGAGGAGAAGGAACAGACUUCUAUCAAGUCCGAGCUCGUCUGGCCAUGCUGGAGAAGAACUACAAACUGGCUGAAAUGAUCUUCUUGGAACAGAAUGCUGUUGAAGAGGCCAUGGACAUGUACCAGGAGCUGCACCGCUGGGAUGAGUGCAUUGCUGUGGCUGAGGCCAAGGGACACCCAGCCCUGGAGAAGCUACGCAGAGAUUACUAUCAGUGGUUAAUGGACACACAGCAAGAGGAACGAGCAGGUGAACUGCAGGAGAGCCAAGGGGACGGGCUGGCAGCCAUCAGCCUCUACCUCAAAGCUGGGCUCCCCGCCAAAGCUGCACGGCUGGUGCUGACUCGAGAGGAGCUUUUGGCCAACACAGAGCUGGUAGAGCAUAUCACCACAGCCCUCAUCAAGGGAGAGCUCUAUGAAAGGGCAGGUGAUCUCUUUGAGAAGAUUCGAAAUCCACAGCGGGCCCUUGAGUGCUACUGUAAAGGCAAUGCCUUCAUGAAAGCGGUUGAGCUGGCUCGACUGGCCUUCCCAGUGGAGGUGGUGAGGCUAGAGGAGGCCUGGGGGGACCACUUGGUACAGCAAAAGCAGCUGGAUGCGGCCAUCAACCACUAUAUUGAAGCCAGGUGCUCCAUUAAAGCAAUUGAGGCUGCUCUGGGUGCCCGCCAGUGGAAGAAGGCAAUUUAUAUAUUAGAUCUCCAGGAUCGAAACACUGCAUCUAAAUACUAUCCUCGUGUGGCCCAACACUAUGCGUCUCUGCAGGAGUAUGAGAUUGCUGAGGAGCUCUACACCAAAGGAGACCGGACCAAAGAUGCUAUAGACAUGUACACCCAGGCUGGCCGCUGGGAGCAAGCCCACAAGCUGGCCAUGAAAUGCAUGCGACCAGAAGACGUGUCAGUGCUUUACAUCACACAGGCCCAGGAGAUGGAGAAGCAGGGCAAGUACCGAGAGGCCGAGAGGCUGUAUGUGACAGUGGAAGAGCCUGAUCUUGCCAUCACCAUGUUCAAAAAGCACAAGUUGUAUGAUGACAUGAUUCGCCUGGUGGGGAAGCACCAUGCAGACCUCCUCAGCGACACACACCUUCACCUGGGCAAGGAGCUGGAAGCAGAAGGCCGUCUGCAAGAGGCUGAGUAUCACUACCUUGAGGCCCAGGAAUGGAAGGCAACUGUGAACAUGUACCGGUCCAGCGGGCUUUGGGAGGAGGCCUACCGGGUGGCCAAAGCCCACGGAGGAACCAAUGCCCACAAACACGUGGCCUAUCUGUGGGCGAAGAGCCUGGGAGGAGAGGCUGCAGUUAGACUGCUUAACAAGCUGGGACUUCUAGAGGCUGCCAUUGACCAUGCUGCUGACAACUGCUCCUUUGAGUUUGCCUUUGAACUCUCUCGGCUAGCCCUCAAGCACAAAACCCCGGAGAUUCAUCUCAGAUACGCCAUGUACCUGGAAGAUGAGGGCAAAUUUGAAGAGGCUGAAGCUGAAUUCAUUCGGGCUGGUAAACCCAAAGAGGCGGUCCUCAUGUUUGUCCACAACCAGGACUGGGAGGCAGCUCAGCGUGUGGCUGAGGCCCACGAUCCUGACAGUGUUGCUGAGGUACUUGUAGGUCAGGCCCGUGGGGCCUUGGAGGAGAAGGACUUUCAAAAGGCAGAAGGGUUACUACUUCGGGCCCAGAGACCAGGCCUGGCUCUCAAUUAUUAUAAGGAGGCUGGACUCUGGAGCGACGCUCUGAGGAUCUGCAAGGACUAUGUGCCUGGCCAGCUAGAGGCCCUACAGGAAGAGUAUGAGCGAGAAGCUACCAAGAAGGGAGGCAGAGGGGUGGAGGGACUUGUAGAACAAGCACGGCAGUGGGAACAGGCUGGAGAGUAUAGCCGUGCAGUGGACUGCUACCUCAAAGUUCGAGACUCAGGAAGCAGUGGCCUGAUGGAGAAGUGCUGGAUGAAGGCGGCUGAACUGUCCAUCAAGUUCCUGCCUCCCCAGCGCAGUCUGGAAGUAGUUCGGGUUGUAGGGCCCCAGCUGAUUGGAAUUGGAAAGCACAGUGCUGCUGCAGAACUCUAUCUGAACCUGGACCUUGUCAAAGAAGCAAUCGAUGCUUUCAUUGAGGGUGAAGAGUGGAACAAGGCCAAGCGGGUGGCCAAAGAGCUAGAUCCCCGGUAUGAAGACUAUGUGGAUCAGCACUAUAAAGAGUUCCUCAAGAACCAGGGCAAAGUGGACUCGCUAGUGGGUGUGGACGUAGUAGCUGCCUUGGACCUGUAUGUGGAGCAGGGCCAGUGGGAUAAAUGCAUUGAAACAGCUACCAAGCAGAACUACAAGAUUCUGCACAAGUAUGUGGCUUUGUAUGCAACUCAUCUGAUCCGAGAAGGUGGCUAUGCCCAGGCACUGGCCCUCUACGUGCAACACGGAGCCCCUGCUAACCCACAGAAUUUCAACAUCUACAAGAGGAUCUUCACUGACAUGGUUAGCUCUCCAGGGACCAACAAUGCUGAGGCCUAUCAUAGCUGGGCUGAUCUUCGGGAUGUCCUCUUCAACCUGUGUGAAAACCUGGUGAAGUCCAGUGAGGCAAACUCCGCAGCUCAUGAGGAAUUUGAGAUGAUGCUGCUGAUUGCUCAUUACUACGCUACACGAUCUGCAGCCCAGAGUAUCAAACAGCUGGAAACUGUAGCUGCCAGGCUUUCUGUUUCCCUCUUGCGCCACACCCAGCUCCUACCUGCAGACAAGGCCUUUUAUGAAGCCGGCACUGCUGCCAAGGAAGUUGGCUGGGAGAACAUGGCUUUCAUUUUCCUCAACCGAUUUCUGGAUCUGACUGAUGCAAUCGAAGAAGGGACCCUGGAUGCCCUGGACCACUCGGAUUUUCAGGAUACAGACAUUCCCUUUGAGGUGCCACUCCCAGCCAAGCAACAUGUCCCGGAGGCCCAGAGAGAGGAGGUUCGAGACUGGGUGCUCACAGUCUCGAUGGACCAGCGGCUGGAGCAGGUUCUGCCCCGGGACGAGCGUGGUGUCUAUGAGGCUUCCCUAGUAGCAGCGAGCACUGGAGUCCGGGCACUGCCCUGCCUCAUUACAGGUUACCCCAUUUUGAGGAACAAAAUUGAAUUUAAACGGCCUGGGAAGGCUGCUAACAAAGACAACUGGAACAAGUUUCUUAUGGCCAUCAAGACCUCUCACAGCCCAGUGUGCCAGGAUGUGCUCAAAUUCAUCAGCCAGUGGUGUGGCGGGCUCCCCAGCACCAGCUUUUCCUUUCAGUGACUGGUGCAGCCGAGAAGUUUCGGUCUGUUCCCCAUUAAAGUUCUUCUUGGGCGAAGAAGGUUCCUGGAUGCCAAGAGGGCCACAAGUCCCACGGAAACGCUCUGCGGAAGCAACAUGCCUGUGGCUUACUGGCUCUCAGCGCCCAGCCCAACCCGCCUUGCCUGUCCACCCUCCGCGACGCUCACCAGUAGUCCUGAACCCACAGAAAUGACAUUGGCUGUGGUGUACUCAGUAGUGACCGCGCCACGGGGGUUGGCUACGUGCCGCAGGACAGUACCGUGCAACACAGCUCCCACCAGAAGGUUCACGUGGCCCACGAGGAUCAGCGCGAGUCCCACACGCAUCAGCCGCCUGGGCCCUCGGGCGGCAUCUGCAAAGUAGGGGGAGGGGCAGCCUUGCAGAGCGGGGCCACGGGCCCAGCCUCGGCCUGUGGGACCACAGGUGCGGAUGAAAGCCGUACAACUUACCGAAAGCGCAGACGCGACAGCACCUCAUCGUGGCCGCUCUGCCCCCUCCGCCCAUGGACUCUACCUGGACCUGGCUUCGCCGGGACGCCGACCAGAGAGCGCGGCUUCCGCGCCGCCGCAGGCAGCUCCACCUGGGCCCGCCCCGCCCCUGACCAAAGGCCGGCCUCCAAGAGACCGCCCUACCUGGACCCGCCCCGCCCCCACCGGAGCGGCUGCGCCACCCACUGAACCGCAAGCACAACACAAGAUGCUUUAGCAAAAAGUAUACUUUAUUACAGCAGCAACUGAGGCGAUUCGAAUGGCCCCCCGGGGCCACCCCUGCAGCACCACCUUUCUCUCCCGCCCAUGCGCCCCAGCGGGAUUGUAGAACUCAGCUCCCCCAGUGCCCAUGGGCCUCCUGUCCACACAGGUAGGGCAGGAGCCAGCAGGUCAGCUACUAGCCCCCAGCUAGAAGGUGGCUGUUGAGAAGGCCCAGGCCCACGUCUGUGCAAAACAAGUAAACAAAGUGCAGAGGGGAGGAAGAGAAGGGAAGGGGCAGGAUGAUACUCAGCCAGGGAGCCCCUAAAGCCCUCCUGAAUAAUACGGGUGAGAAGGGUAAUACUGACUGGGGAGAGGGGACAGGAGGACUGCAGCAUGCCCAGGGACAGCCACAGCUUGGCUAGGGGCCUGGCUCAAGUGAGCUCUAUGAGGAGACGGUGACAGCGGCUGAGUUGAGUGUGCUGUUCCUGGCAAAGUUGAACUUGUUGAGCGUCUCCUCCAGCAGAGAAGUCAGGCGGCUCUGAUCAGCCUGGGGAAGAAGCUCAGUGAGGCAGGGCUGAGAGAAGACAGGGAGGCACCCAGAACAGAAGGCAGGACCCUUACCUCACUAAUGAAGCCCAGCUGCACCAGCUCAGCUGCCAAGUCUGGUAUGUUCUCAUCUGACAGAAAAAGGGGGGAAGGGUGCGCUUGAGUACAAUCUGGGAGGAUCAGAAGCCCUGUAAAACUGUCCCUGUCCCUGGCAUGUCCUCUCAAAGGAUAAGGCUCACAGAUCCUCCCUCCUCCAAAGAAAGGAGACACUCACUUGGCAUCAGGUCACAGCUCAGGUGCCGGUUCAGUUUGUCCUCCAGCUUCAGCAAAAGUGUUAGCUAGAAAAAGGACAAUCAGAAUGAGGCUCCUCCUCCCCAGCAGGCUGUGUGGUCAGCCCUGUGAAGCCCACCGUGAGCUUACGUGGUGUUUGACUCCCUCCUCCACAGAUUCGAUGUUGCACUGCAUCAGCACCACCUGAACAAGACAAACAUGGAGGACGGUCUAGAGACUGCUCAGUAACACCAACACCUGAGAUUUUCCAGCCCACAGAAGAAAACGGUGGCCAGCAGGCAGAAAUACAUUCCAUACAGGACAAUGCCUUGGCUAAGAUGUCUCUACCCCCAUGGCCAGAAAUACAGUGCCACCAGAGUCCCCACCUUUCGUGUCUCCACUUCAGCUGGCUCAGGAGUUGGAAUUUUGACAGAGGGGGGCACAACAGGCGAUGUCACCUCCUCCUGCUGUGGCUGCUGAGGCCGAGGCAGCCCAAAGGCUGUCAAAGGGUAGAUCCCAUUCCUGAUGGGAGAUGACACAAGUCACCUGGACUCUGUAAAAGCUUCAAGACACCUGUCCCUACUUCCUCCCAGAAGCCUGCCCUCCCUCUCUUACCUGACAUCUUCAAGGAAUUUGUCUAAUUCCAGGGCUGGUGACUGAGAGUACCUGGAAGAAAAAGUAAGCAGCAUGAGACUCACUCUACAGAGCCUUGGGGGGCAGUGACCAGUCUAUCCCUUUCAGACCCUCAGCUGCUUACUCACAAAGUCUGAACUGGUUCUCGUCCUGGCCCUGCAGGGAUCUCAGCUAGUACAGCACUGGUAUCCAUGUUUUUGGUGAUCUCCUCUAGAGCGUUCUCUGGGAUCAUGUCUGGUGGUAUAAUGGGGUGGAGUAUUAUGUAAGACAGACUUGUUUCACACUAGGCAGAGAGGACAGGGCAAAGAAUCUCUUUGAAAACAGAAAACUAAAGACACCAAGCCAGUGAUGGAGGCCCCACGCUGGAUGAAAACUCCUAAUAAUCUUUGUAUAGCAUGGAUUCAGUCCCAGGACCAAUUCCUAGUACUGUCUAGGGGACUCACGUUGGUGUCCCACAAUACAGUGAGCAGCAAGAAGUUUGAGUGAGGGCACUUCAAACAGUGCUGGGUGGAACAGAAGUUCUCGGGCUGUUGGUCUCUGAGCAGGCUCAGACUGCAGGCACUUUUGAAUAAACUCCUGUAGGAGAACAAGAAACUGGAACAGGCAUCUGGCAAGACUAUUACAUCUGUGUAACUUUCAUUAGAUUUAGCAAAGUGUUUCCUACAUGCUUGGAAUUCAAACUUAUUGGGGAAACAUUGAUGCAUUUCCUGAUAGGGCUUUAUAUCUAUAUGGUAAUGUAUAAACUUAUCUUAA